AUGAUAGACUCGAAUUAUCACCAGUCCCCAUACGUGCCGGUAUACAAACGACGUUUAGAAAAGAAGGUCAGAAAGCCUACUAAAAUGGAGACAUUGAAGAAAAGUAUUAAGACGGUUAGCAAAGAAUAUUGCGCAGAGUCGUCCAUCUGCGGUCUUAAGCAUUUAGUCGACGACAAUACAUCAUAUUGCGAACGUGUGUUUUGGAUAAUAACAAUGAUUAGCGCAUUGAUAUGCUCGGUGUCGUUAGUCUGGAUGACGUUCGAUCGCUAUUACGGCGCACCGUUGGUGACUACACAAAUGCCUGAGGGAGUGUCUGUCAGUAAGAUCAUUUUCCCCGCAGUUGGAAUAUGCACUAAUAACAGAAUUAGUAAGCGAGCUAUCGUAGAUCUAGCACGGAAGUUGCUACAAGAAGAGCGAAACAAAAAUUAUAAUGAAAAACAGAUGUUAUCCUUACUCCUUGGUCUUGGCUUGUUAUAUAAUCAACUGCCGAUGAACGAGAAGCGGGUGCAACCUAUGAGACUCCAUAAAGCUUUAGGCGACUAUGACGUGAAUGAGCUUAUGCGAAAUUUAACGCCUAAAUGUGAAGAUCUUUUAAUGAGAUGUGCCUGGAAUGAAAACCCUAUGAAUUGCUCAGAUCUUUUUGAUUUUCGCCUAACAAUGAAUGGCUAUUGUUGUACAUUUAAUUACUUACGUCAGUCCGACAUUACAUUUGAAGAUAAAGACAGUGGUACUCGAAGUAUAGACAUGUAUAAAUAUGGAAAUAAAUCUAAUUUUGAUUUCGAUCAAGGCUUAAAAGUGCUAAUGAAAUUAAACGAAAGUGACGACUUUUAUUAUAAUAUGCCUUUGCAAGGCGCCCAGUUACAGUUCUCGGACGCCUACGACUUCCCCGACGCGCCUAGCGGUAGUUUUGCUAUGCAAAUUAUAAGCCCAAACGUACAAAUGUCAGUUAUGGUCACUGCAAGUUUCACCGAAGCUUCUCGAGAUAUCCAACACGUACCGGUUAAGUUUAGACGAUGCCUGUUUUACGAUGAGUCAUCUUAUCUACCAUUUUACACUCAUAGUGACUGCUUACUGAAAUGCAGAAUGCUAUUUUUGUUGGCAAAAUGCAAAUGCACUCCUUUUAACAUGCCGAAAAUGAUUAACAAAAGGACGUGUGAUAUGCGAGACGUCCCGUGCCUGAAAAUUUAUAAUGCUCAAUCAACAACGGUUCGACCUGAUGAAGAUCGAGUACCGCCAGAACUGGAGUUAGAUAUGGUGGGAGGGGGAAUAAACUGCCCAAUGUGUCAUCCUAGUUGUUCAAAAACAGCUUAUAACUAUGAUUUUACUAAUGUUAAAAUUUAUCCAGAUUACCUCAAUACUGUCCCUGACAAGGACAGGAUAGAUUGGUUGCGAGGCGCGAAUUUCACCGGAACAUCUAUUGUGCACGUGAAGUACGCGAGGGAAACUGCGGACUGUUAUGGACAGAAUGUUAUUAUGAAAUGGUUCGACUUGAUUAGUAACAUUGGAUCAACGUGCGGUUUCGUGACAGGAUUCAGUUUUGUAUCAGUCCUUGAGUUUAUCUACUUCUAUACUGUGAAGCUGUUUCGCGAGAUCAACAACCGACGACGUCAGGAGAUUCGCAUCAAGAGCGAAACGUCUACCACAGCAAACUUUGCACCAAUUAGUCGAUAUCGACCAAUUUAUUGGAAUGAACUCGGAGGCUCCACUCAAUGGAGACAAGGGACAUCUUAUGAAAAAAAUAAUAAAACAUUGCAAUCA
Molecule: messenger RNA, 1758 nt
Organism: Brenthis ino (lesser marbled fritillary)
Lineage: Eukaryota; Metazoa; Arthropoda; Insecta; Lepidoptera; Nymphalidae
Source: the annotation of a GenBank genome assembly